AUGUCCGACUUACGUCAAACAAGUGCGAUGUUCAACAAAUAUUUCCAAGAUCGACGUAUUCGUCGGUAUCUAAUCAGCGCCGGACUGAUUAAUCGUCAUGGUGAUAUUUUACCGCCGACACCCGAACAAGUUGCACGUGCACGACGUGUAACGCAACAACAAAUUGAAGAUAACUACUAUAACGAAAAAGAAGACGAAGGAAAGAAUCGUUCUGGCGUUAGCUUCUCUCCGAAACGAUCGCGAGCUGAAAAGAAUAAAAGCUCAAAACAGUCGCGAAAGGAUGCAUCGAAUAGUCAUCAUUCGCCAUCACCAAGCAAGAAGAAACGUGCUCAAUCUGCUUACCAAAGAUCACAAGAUUCAGUUCAGUCAACAAGUUUUAAUUCGACGAGAUCGAAGUCACCAACUCAGCCGCUGUGUGAAGUGUCGAUGAUCUAUUAUGGGCCAAAGAGUCCGUACGAUUAUGACAAUUGUUGGUUUAAACCUGAUGGCGACGAAAUAAUGGUUUCGCAGCAACAUUGUGGUGGUGAAAACCUUACUGUGUACAGAGGUCAUGUUAAACCGGGUGGUAAUGCAAAGAUUUUUCUACCUCUAUCUUGUAUAAGGGUUGAAAUCGAUUUAGGGACUUUCAAAUUCCUUUCUCGUCGUCAUCGAGGUUAUCCAUUCGCAUUGUCUUUAUAUGUCAAUGGUCUUGUAAAAAGUCGAAUAUCCGUUUGCUGUGAAUAUAAACAUAAACGUAACGUCCCAUUAGAUGGAAAGCAUGGCCUAUUUGGUAUUCAUGACGUACAAAAAGUGACGCCUUGUCUCAGUUGCCGAUAUGAACGAGAGAAGAAGAAAACACGAAAGGACAAACUCGCCUCGACAUCAGAUCAGAGUCGUUAUCAGAAAUCAACCGUGCGCCAUCCUCAGCCGGAAACACGUAAACCUCGAAGAAAGGAUAGCUUACGCAGUUCGUCAAGUGAUUCAACAACACUGCGACUGCAAUCUCCAAGAGUAUCACGUACGUCGUCGUCAGACACUGAUGAAAAACCGACAAGGCCAGUGACAGCACCUCAGUCGAACCAACACGCAAGUGCAAAAGGUAAACCAUCGUCUACGAAGAAAAACGCAAGUAAACAAAAAACAGGCGUUCACGAAGAUACCUAUCGAUCAAACUCUGAUGGUUCUCAGAACGACGACCAUCCAACAGCGAAUUCUAAACACAGUUCGUUACCAUCAGCAACAUCGAAAAACAAGCCAGCCAGUCCUGUUAAAGCGAAUGGUAACUCCGAUACUCAGACUUAUACGAAAAAAUCAUCGAAACCAGCGUCGAAGAAACAUUUUGGUAGUGAAGGCAGCGAUCAAUCAUCGGAGACAACAGCGAAAAAAAGUAAUAAUCUUACUUAUGGGCGAAUAUCACCAUCAAAACCAAUGCGACGAUCAGAAUCGUCGGAAGACGAUCAAAAAACUCCAUCGGCUAAAAUCGUGCCUAAAAAGGCAAGCACUCAAAAUCAUGCAAGAGAUUCUUCUCCAGAAACUCCUCAACGAAAUACAAAAAUCGAUUCACUAAUGAAAUCUAUACCAAUGCUUCAAAAACACUUGGAUGACUCGGAAGAGAAUGACAGUACUCGAUCGCCAAAGUCUACCCCUAAAGAGACAGAUACUCCCAGCCACGUGAGAAGAUCCCAAUCAUCAGAUGAUGAUACGAGAAAAUCACCGCCAAUAACUCACACUCAAUAUGAUUCACCUGAAGGUAAUCAAGAGAGCAGGAAAGCCAACAACGUGUCCGACGAUGCCAAAUAUUCAUCGUUUGGUUCAGAAAACAACGAUUAUAGCGACGACGACGAAGAAGAAGAUGAAUAUAGCGAUGAAAAUCGUUCAUCGGAUCAAUCAAAAAGCAAAAAGAAUUCAACUGAUUCUGGUCGAAAACCACCGGUAAAGCCACUGAAAAGAUUCGGAUCUUCCGAAGACGAAAACGUCAAUCCUACAUCGCCAACGAAGGCAAAAUCUAAUAUUUUCGACGAUGAGUAUACGCCACGAAUGUCAACUGAGCGAAACAAUCUUUUUGACACUCCAACAAAACCUUCUCAGUCAUCCGGACGUCCACUUAAAACUCAAACAACCGAAGACGAAACUAUCGAUCAAUUCUUUUCAUCCGCAACACGCGAUGAUGAACCAUCACAUCGAAGACCAUUGUCAAGUGCAGUUCAUCGCGAUAGAGAAUCGAGCCCUCCGAAUACAACAACUAGUAGACUAUUCGAGGAACUAUUCGGUGAUACUCAACGAUCUACAACAACACAGCAACCCAAUUCGAGUUCGAAAACAAAACCACGAUCUCGUUUUGAUAUUUUAGACGACGAUGACGACAAUGCGGAGUAA
This is a messenger RNA of Adineta ricciae, 2355 nucleotides long. The record is from the annotation of a GenBank genome assembly. NCBI's taxonomy places the organism in Eukaryota, Metazoa, Rotifera, Eurotatoria, Adinetida, Adinetidae.